This is a messenger RNA of Xyrichtys novacula (pearly razorfish), 23634 nucleotides long. Lineage: Eukaryota; Metazoa; Chordata; Actinopteri; Labriformes; Labridae. The record is from the annotation of a GenBank genome assembly.
GGCUUUGGGCAAAAACUGCUCUUCCUUUCUGGUAGCGUGAACGAGAACUGAAGGCGUAGACUGGAUCCAGAUCAGACACGUCACUGAAGAUCGGCCCUGCUGAACCUUCACCUCCAGCACUGCCAUAAGCAGUAGAUCCAGAGCUCGAGCCGGCACCUUCAGGGGCUGAGGCAUACCCAUAUCCUCCAUGAGCACCACCAUAGCCUCCACUGGAAGCCCCAGCUCCAUACCUAGCAGAGGGGGCAUAAGCACCCCCAAAUCCAGCAGAACCUGCAUAGCCCCCAGCGCUUCCUCCAGCCAUUGCAGGGUUGCUGUAAACAACUCCAGAGCCUCCGUAGCCACCAGCACCAGCACCAGCAUUGGAGGCAACAUAGUUUGGGCUGGCUAGACCUGAGGAGCUGCUGCUCAGACCAGCACUCUCCACUCCUCCUGAACCCCAAGAUGCAGGAUAUGAUGGUGCCAUGUUGCUUGUGCCUGCCAGACCUUGACUGCCUGAUUGUUCAGCUGAAAAGUAGGGGGGAAAGGUCAAUUUAUUCAUUGUAAGAGCAGAGGCAACAGUGUUCAAGUUUAGAAUGAUCUUACCUUUCCAUACAGGGCUGCAGGAGAUGCUUCCAAUCAGCAGACAUGAAAUCCACAGAAUCCUGCAGACACAUUUCCUUUAAGUUUAGAUCACAGGGUCUUAUAUAACAAAAACAACAUAACAUUACAGCAUAUUUAUCUACUUACAUCAUUUUGUUUGGUAAAUGGCUAAAUUCAAGAUCUAUCUGGUCUUCAGUUGCCUCCAAGAAGCUGCAAAUUAAAAGUGCAAACAUUAUUUUCUAUCAAUACAAGGAUAAGCCAGAAAACAAGCAAAAAAACAUUUAAACAUACCUGUCACUGGCGCAAUGUCUUUCAGCAAAGCUUGGCCACCAUGUCUUCAUGAGACUCUGAGCUUCUUUUAAAGGGUCCUCAAGCCCUGGUUAAUUGGUGUUAAUUAGGAACAGCUGUCAGCACUGAUUCUUCUCAAAGGAAGUUUUGGCAUGAACCUCUUUUGACAAGGACCAUCUAACUGAAAUACUCUUGUUUCUGUCUUUGUCAGAGGAUGACAACAGAAUCAAUCUUUUUAUUCCAAUCAGAUUAGUUUUAUGCUCUAAGUUUACAUUUAGUACAUGUAUCUGAAAAAGCAUGGGAAAAAGAAUUUAAAAUCCUACAGGACAAAUUUUAAUUUUCCAAACAGGAUUAGAUAAGAUUAUUAGUUUGAAGAUGCAUCAAGUUUUUCAUGUUGUUGUUCAGGCUGCAUAUUUAUCAACAGGACUAGAUGUGAACAACAGCAGUCACUGUCCUAAAACUAGAUUUUUAUCCUGGAUUUUACUUGGUUUAAGUUUGUUUAUCGGGAAAUUUCCAUCAGACUUCAUUUAUUUCUGAAGUGCACUCUGUUAAAUUGUACAUUUUAUACCUCAAACUUCAUAAUAACAACAUCAUCAUGCAAAAAUAAAGAGGAACAAAUCAUCACCCAUCAUCCAGAGUGCAAAAGCUCCCGUGAGGAGUGUUUAGCCAGUUAUGGAACAGACUAAAAUUAACAAUGCUUUUGAAAGGACUUAUAAAAAGCAAACAAAAACCAUCAACAGCAAGUUGACAGUGUCUUUAUUGUAAUUAUGAAUGCCUGUAACCCCUGUGAGGAAAUGCCAGAACAGAAGAUUGACAGCCUGCAGAAGUAAAUGUCUUUUUAUAAAUAAUUUCCCCCUUGCAAACAUCCUCAGUUAGUUUUAAGUUUGAAUGUUUGAGGAAGACAGAUGACAUGACUCACAAAAGCUCUGCCAAAAUUAACACAAACAGAGAGUUCCUCAUUGGAACUUAAUGAACAGUUUCAUUGAUUAUUUGAAAGUUGCUGGCAACAAAUAAACAAGAAAAUAUGGUUGGCCUUGAAUUUAUUUUCAAAAAGUGUUUAAGUCAAGCAAGUCAGAGAAGAGUUGACAAACUCAGUUCCAUUAAAUUAAAUUGAACUUCAUUCACGCUAUCCAUUAGAAACUUAAAUGUAACAGUUAGUAAAUGUAACACUGCAAAAACAUCACUGAACUGGUUAUCCAUAUUUCAGUUUUUGCAUUUUAUUACUGCUCCAUUGAAAAUAUUCAGGCUAAUUUCAACCAAGCUAUAAAGUUUUAAAAAUUUAUUUUUUGUGCAUUAGGUGGGAGAAAAUUGCAUGUACAAAGCAUUCAAAGGCAUAAAAGCGAUUAAAACAAGGGUCUUUGUUAUAAUAAAAUUGUACUGCAGGCACGUUAUACAUAUAAAAAGAGGUUAUAUCACAUUUAUGGCGCUAUCAGACGUAGCAUGACUUUGCUCUCAAACACAAACGUGACACUGCUCCUCUCUACUGUACUGCGCGCUACCAUUUGUCAAUCAGCCAAUCACAGUCCCUUUGGUUUUAUAAUGCAAGCUGACGCUGGGCCGUCUGUCCAAUCAGCGAUCAGUUUCAGGGAUAAUAACAUCUAACACUCACACGGUGUACUGUCCACGCCCCCUCAGUGUUGGUUUUCGUUUGACAGCGAGUGAAGUUUCUCGGGAGUCUCCUAAACAGUAGCUGUUUUUGCCUGUAAAUCAACGGAUUUUUGGCUUCAUUUCGACCGAUCUUUGCAUUUUUUCUUCUAACGAUGGAAUAAGAGAUCAUCAUGGUGGUAAAUUCUGUGCACUGGUUUCGCAAAGGGCUGCGUUUACACGAUAAUCCGGCGUUGCAGGAGGCCCUGAAUGGAGCGGACACGGUGCGCUGUGUUUAUAUCUUAGACCCGUGGUUUGCUGGCGCCGCAAACGUGGGAAUCAACCGAUGGAGGUAAGGCGUUUUAUCUAAUCCAGUACGCUUCUGGGACGCUUUUAGGAACUGUCUGUCAUAAAAAAAAUAACAUUGAAACGUAUCUCCGGGCUGUUUUUUGUUUUAUUCGUUACCUAAUAAUAUUGCAGCAGUUGGAUUUAAGGCUUGGGCCUCCACUCCACGUCAGAUAGCAGAUGCUAACUGUUAGCGCUAACUAUUAGCCCAAAUAGUGUCAAGCACCACAGACGGACAAUUUAAUAGUACGAUUUGUGUCUGGAAAUGAUGUGUAGCUUUAAAGGAAGACCAUGUUACUUUUCAUGCUCAACCAGUUGCACGCUCUUGUGUUAUGCAAGAAAGCUAACUUCUGGAUGUUAGCUUCUGUGCUGGAUAUAUAAGUGCGACGGCUAAAGCUACAGAGAGAAAUACAAACGCCAUGUUGAUGUUGACCAUCGCUUAUCUCUUUCUUCUGAGUAUGUAGUCUAAUAAAUGUCGUCAAGAGUCAUGGUAGUAACAGCUAAGUGUGAAAACUGCCUUUUAUGUAAGCAGUCGGUUGAUUCUGAAUUAUAUAAAACUGAAUGGCGCAGAAGUGGACAUGGGGGCUGUAAUGCUAUAGAGGCUCUGAGGCUCAGAUUUCAUAAUAAAAAAAAUGUCUUUUGACAUAAAGGGUCACAUCUAAACGUAAAAGCUGGUGUGCAAGUAGUUCCUGAAUAAAUACGAUAACUAACGUCGUUGUGAGCUGAUAUAUGGUGCGUGCCUAAUAUAUAUGGAAGAUGGAAUGAUGUUAUUGAGCUGUUUAACAGUUAUUCUAGUAAACUUGAAGUACCCUUGACACUUCCAAUUUUAUGUGCUGUUUAAAUAACAUACUCAUUACAAUAACAGAAUAUUGGUGACAUUGCAAGUUAGUUGUCAUUUUUGGUGUAAUGUGUUAGCUGACAGAAAGGAUUUUAAGUCGUACAUUGAUUGAUUGAAGUUUGUUUUGAAUAUAUAUUAAAAAAAUAACAAUAAAAAAAGUAAAGAAUACGACAACAAAUGACAAAAAGUUAUUCAAGUAAAAAAAGGAAUGGGAAGAAGACGAGACUUAUCUAGUCCCACCCCUUUUCCUACACUAAUGGUUUAAAUAUAUAGCAUAAUAUUAUAUAAUAAUAUUAAUCAUCAUAGUAAUAAUAGCAAUAAAAAUAAUCCCCAUAAUGAAAACAACAAAACAAUGAUGAUAAUGAUAAUAGUUACUAUGGAUAUACGUUUCUGUAUCCUGUGAAAACAUAUUCUUUAUAUUUUGUGUGAAACUGUUUUAAGUUUGGACAUUGUUUUAACUCCUCACCCAUACCAUUCCACAGUCUCACCCCACAGAAUGAAAUGCAAAAUGUUUUCUGCUUGUGUGGGUUUUUAUUUAUUUUGAAGUUAUACUCCCCUCUUAAUAAGAGGGCCAUGAGCCAAGAAAUAUAUACACUCUGCUACAAUAGUAAGGUGCUCCGUUGCAUUGGCUUAGCAUUGGCUAUAUCGGCCCUGUCGUCAGAAAGGAGCCUAUCUGCCUAUUUACUGGUAUUAGUGGUCAGUCUAUCAUUUUGUUUUUCAAUUUCACGAUUGUAAUCAAAUAGGCUUGUUUUUAUGACCCACUGUUAGGUUUUUGCACACAGAACAAAAAUGUGAAUAUCUACAUAUGAAAAAGCUGAAAGAUAGUUUCUGUGCUAACAUGUUGCUUUGGCUCCUCCAACAAUGAAUGCAUUGAUAUGUUGUAAAGAAAAAAAACAAAAGUGUUGAAAUAUCUAAAAGAACUUUUUGUAGGCCUGUGUUUAUACUGAAAAAGCAGCAGCAGUGUUGGUAUGCAUUUCAAGAAUUGUCUUAAUCAAGAUAUAAUUGGGGAAAAAGUAUCUACUGUGAAACAUCCAGUGCCAUUCAUGUUACACCACAUAUGUCUUUUAUAAACAGCAUCGAUGUGUGAAGCUGUUUUGUUAGUAUGUUUGGUAAAGAAUAGGAGGUCACCAGACAGAGCGCCAUUUCUCACCCUCUUACUCAUGAUAAUGGUCUUCUCUGAAGGGACUGACUCAAUCAGCAGCACAGUUGAAAGAAGCCCUGUUGAGUUUGUGUUACAUACAUACUUGGUAGGCUGUCAUUUAGAAGAGUAAUCCAGUAUUUUACAGCAGUGAAAAAGUGUUCCCUCCUGUAGUCCAUAGCCAUCUGUAUUAUUUGCUUAUUUGCCUACCAAAACUGAACAUUAUUUCAUUAGAUGGUUGGACACUCAUGUAAAUUUAUAUAACAGCCCUGCACAUUUGUGAUAGAUAGAAUAUGGUCUGUUAUAAAUGAAGCUAAGUAUCAGAAUUUGGAAAAAAACAGAUCUGAGUUAAACACACCCUUUCAAGCAGUCUGUGUUGAAGGCAUAGCAAACAAUCUCAGUCAUUUUGUCAACAAAGUGUAAUAUUGUUAUGUGUGCAACUUCACACUGUCUGUGAGGAAGGACAACUAGUUGAUAUCAGAUUAUAUGCUAUGAGAAAAAUGUGCAUAUGAAUGUUUGCACAUGAAGAAGACACCACUUUUGGUGUUGGGAUUGUUGUGGUUUUGACUUGUAGCUGAGAGGGUCUAAAUCUGUCCCCUUACACAGAAGGGAUUCUCUGUACACAAUUGAUAAUCAAUUAUUUGUACAAGAAUGUAGAUAACAAACCAGCGACAGAUAUUGUCCCACAAACCCAAACUCAUUCUUGUAUCUCAAGUUGCUGACCAGACUGUAAACCAUGAUCCGCAGAUAUCAGCAGCCACAAAAUACAGCCUGAAGCCUGGAAGGCAGAUGUCUGUGAGAUGAUAGGGGUGGAUUUAGACAAUGUUAUUGAGCGCCUUCUCCUGUUCAGCUGAAAUUAAUCAGUGUCUUUUUUCACAUGUUCCUCGGGACAAUCUCAUGAAAGACACCCUCGUACAGAAGUCUCUGUCCUUACUGGGGCCCUAAUGGAUCAGUGUGCACAUAAAUAUUUUCAGAAAUCUCAAUUUUAGAGCAAACAAUUGAUUCUGUUGUCAGUGAUUGACAGAAAUCAAUCAGAUGUUCAAUCUAUAAAUAGACAUAGCAUACGAAAAGCUGUAAAUCAUGACCAUAGCUGUUUUAUUCAGCUGAUGAAGACCUUCAUAAUGUUUGUAGAUAUAAAUCAACAAAAGCUAUGCCACUAUUUAAUUUUUUUGCCAUGUAAAUGCAUUGUAAAAUUUCAGUCAGUAAAAUAGAGUUGCUGAGUUUUUUAAGGUAUUUUUGGUUUCUUAGUUUCAUUGAAAGUAACGGUAAAGAAACAGAGUUGCAGGAAGCUCAUAAGGAGCUGCGCACAGUGCAACAGGUACUACAGUUGAGUGAACCAUCCACCCCCAUUUACUCUGCUCUUUCUCCAUUGCACUUGUCUAUUUAUUAUUCAGUUUGAUUAAAAAGCAUCCAGUGUGAGUGGUUGCACAGAAAUAACUGCACUCUAUUAUCACUGUGCUAAUGGGUGUGUGUCUGUGUGCAGGUUUCUGCUGGAGGCUCUGGAGGACUUGGAUAACAGUCUGAAGAAACUCAACUCCAGAUUAUUUGUCGUCCGAGGACAACCUACCGAUGUUUUUCCAAGGCUUUUAAAGGUUUGUACUCCUACCCAUCACCUGUUUCUUCGUGUAAAGGAUUGUAACACGCACACUCAAAGCCAAACACCAAAGGUUUAAGAGCUAGUGCACAAAAAAGAAACAUGGGAAAAAAGAUAUCUGCUGGGUGUAGAUGGGAAAAUGUUCACCGCUCUGUGAAAGGCUGGAUGAGGAAAUAGUUCAAUUUUAAAAUUAUUUUCCUGAACAUAAAAUUGCAAAGAAUUGUGGCGUUUAUCAUCUACAGUACAUACUAUCAUCAGAACAUUCAGAGGCUCUGAAGAAAUCUCUAUACAGAAGGGACCAGGCCCCUAAAUCAAUACUUGAUGGUUGUGAAACUCAUCUUUCUGCAAAACUGACAUACCUGUGGGUACAAAUUAGUAACUUACACCUCAUCUAAGGACCCUCAGACAGCUUUUCAUUAAAACUGGACAUGACUCUGGAGUGGAAAUUACUGCAUGGCCUCAAAAUCGCAUCUAAAAACCACUGUGAACGACAGACAAUCAUAUCUGGAUGGUAUAAAGAGGUUUUGGAGCUACAUAUACUGCCAUCCAGACAAUGCCUCAUUCAGGGAAGACCUUGCAUAAUAUAGCAAGAAGAUGCCAAACUACAUUUUGAGAACAGCAGCAUGGCUCAGUAGUAGAUGAGUCCAAUCUGGCCUUCCUGCAAUGCUUGACUUGUCACCUCCUAAACUAAUGUAAUGCACCAUUUUACAAAACAAACAAACCUACAAAUAAGGACAAAAAUCCAUUCUGUCCACCCCUCACCCACUGAUCAUCAAACAGCCAUGUGCACCCUGUUAACAUUUUGCCCCACAUGAACCAAAUAACCAUCUAACACAUGACUGAAGGGGUUUAAGAUUGUUGACCCCUCUUCUGCAGCUUUUUCUCUAGUAGGAAUGUUGGGCCUUUAUCCCUCCUCUCUAUCAUGGGUAAAGUGAACAAAAGCAAAAUGAGGUCAUUGUCAGACCACCUUUUAACAGGCAGCUGAGUUAGCCGCAGAGCACAUGCUGUGUGUAUGGGCAGGGCUGUGGCAUAUUCAGUUUGUACAGCACUCUUACAGUUAGUGUGAACAACAAGGACUUUUUUAGCUCUUCUCUGUCCAAUAUGUGUUGUACAUAAUACAAGAUGGCAAUGUGUUGCAUAUUAUCAAUUUGUCUUCAUGUUGUGUAAAAUCAAACACAAGGGAAGCAUUAUGUCAUUUUGUCUAAUCCAGUGUAAAGAAAAUAGCAGCUGAGUGUAUAACAAGCCUUCUAUGGGGGUACCUUAGGAACUCCACUAACACAAAAAACCAUCCCCUGUGCUGUGGAGAAUCAUUCACUGGCAAACAAAGUGACUAGGUUUACAGCAGGUUUUAUAAUCCUUCACCCUCCCCUACCAUCCACUCACCCUUUCCUCCUCUAAACCCCCAAAAGAAUCUGUGAAGAAGCCGUUUGUCAGCUGCUUCAGAGAUCAAAGAUCUCCAGGCCAGAAAUUACCCCUCCCUUCUGCCCCAGGCCUUAAAGGGAUAUUCUGUCUUAAAAUUAAGUUAGGGUCAAACACAGUGUAACACUGAGUGAGACCCCCCCUCAAGAGAUAAAUGUUGCAGACUGCUUACUUCUUUAGUUAUACCAACUUUAAUAACGACCACAUGAUAGCAAUACACAGCGGUCUACGUCUUCAAAAUGCCACUCUAUGGUCACAAAUAAUUCUCAGAACAGCACCUAACUUCAUCAACAGUACAUAUAGGGUCCCAGCCAUAGCACUAGCCACCAAACAUCUAUUUAGCUUUGCCUGAUUUCUUUAGCAAUGAGACAAAACAUAACUCACCCACUCUCUUCCAGCAGCCGCUUGGCUGUGGGGGAGCCCACAGAGUGCAGCAGAGUUUCACAGCUCAAGGAAGAACAUUUAAGAUCAUUACUACAUCAAAAUGCAAUCAGACGGAAGAAGUACCGUAUCUGCAGUGCAAAAUGAUUAAUAUGAUGAUUAUUACUUCAUGGAAAUGAUCCCCUGCACUCAGUGAUCGACUCGUCAGGGCUGGAAGAGAGUAGGUGAGUUGUGUUUGGUUUCUUUGCUAAAGAAAUCAGGCAAAGCUAAAAAGAUGUUAGGUGGCUAGUACCAUGGCAGGGACCCUAUAUGUACUGUUGAUGAAGUUAGGUGCUGUUCUGAGCAUUAUUUGUGGUUAUAGAGGGGCUUUUUGGAGACGUAGACCGCUGUGUAUUGCUAUCACUGGUACCGUUACCAAAGCUGGUAUAACUAAAGAAGCAACAUUCAUCUCUCAAGGGGGUGUCUAACUCAUUGUUACUGUAUCUUCGACCAUAACUUAAAUUUACGCCGGAAUAUCCCUUUUUUAAGGUGCAUUUCCACCAAGGGGCGCUGUUUUCUUUACUACAGUUUGUUGCAGAAAAAUCUUGCUUCUGUUUCCAUAUCAGACUCUUGAAAAAAAAAAGAGGCAAGGAGGGAAAUAAUUCAGUUAAAUCUCUUCGUCCAUCUACUUAUUUUUUCUCAUGGUUGUUUUGUCAGAUCAGAAUGCUUGGUACCCCAACAGCAGGGUACCCACUAACCCAACUUAAGACGAUAAAAAUGCAAAUAAAUGCUCUGACGGUACAGCACCAAAUCAGACUUCAUGGUUGAAACACACCCUUACAUGAUGCUACUUGGCAACAGCCCCCUAAUAAGCUUUUCUAUCACUACAUCUGUUCUUGCCCAUUGAAGUCAGUGGCCCUAAUGUUGGUGUCCCAGGUGUGAUUUCACUCUCCGUUAUGGUAUUGGGAUGGUACAAGAAGCAUUCCUUGUAAACACACAGUGCUGUCCUGUCCUGCUGACACAGCUGUUAACAUCUCCACAAUCUUCCCACAAUGCUAUCUCUGCCAUACUUUCAAGAGAGGGUCAACUUUGCCCCACCAGUACACCUCUAUAUGUUACUUAUCGCAGAUGGGGUGUUACACGGUUCCUAACAUCCUGCUUUGAAAUAGAAGUUUGCAACAGCCCUUUGCUUAAAAAAACAUCUGGUACCCAUCUUCAAGGUGUGAAUGUUCUGCUUCUGUCUGGCCUCAGUCUGUUUCUCCCCAUGGAAAUUAUGAGCGUCAAGCACCUUCUUGUCUUGACUUGUUUGCUUAGGUAUUUUUAGGCACCAAUUUGUCGUGAAAUUAUCUUGGUAAUUUAAAGGAAAACUCAUUUCAUGAUCUAACUGAUAAGUGUCUGCAGGAGAAAUGCGUAGCAAUGCAUCAUUUUUCAUGAUUUAGUUUCGGUGCCCAGGCUGGAUCUGAUAACAAACAGGACAGGAAUAAAGUACUGUGAGUUUUCAGGAUUCCCUCUGCUAAGGAUUUACAAAGGUCUAGUGUCAGGAAACAGGCCCUAAAAUCACUGCAGCUCUCUCACACUUUGGACCCAACCUGUUCCAACUUCUCCCACCAGCAGGUACAACAAAUCAUUGAUAACUUUAACAACCAGAUUACAAAUUUGAGUUGCAAGUAUCGGUGUAUAUAAAGUAUUAAAUUCUCUCAUUUGUUCAGUUAUAAAGCAAAACAGCUGCCUAAAGGAUUUUUUUUUUUUAAAACAACAUCUUAUUUAUGCAUGCACAGCUCUUGCUUUUUAACUCUUUGCUUCCUGUUUCAGGCUUGUAUAUAUUUUUUUAACCUUUUCAAGGCCCCUUCUGUCUGCAGGUAUCCAUGACAACAGUAACAAUGAUGCUAGAAUGACAUAAACGCACGCACGUUUAUUUGACAUUUUCUCGCUGCAAAAGGAAAUGAAACAUGAUGACGUCGGCUUUCAUGUUGUUUGUGGUUUAGUUCAUGUAACUCGCAUAACUGUAUUUACUUUAAAGUGUCAUAGUUUGCAGGUUGAGUUGUUUUAAAGCAGAAGCUGACAGUGUUAACAUUUAUGAGGAGAUUUCCUGAUGGGAUUUAGUUACAGGCAGGGAGGAGCUAUGAGGCACUCACCAUGUCCAUACAACGGCCUUUUAUAUAACACACCUCCAGUUUUCUAAGGAAAUUCAAUAGUCUGCAGCUUUUCAUUGGAACCAGACAAAGAACAUGAUCAUUUUAGUCAGCAGGUUUGAUGAGAUUUACCUGACUAUUACCCCAAAUCUUGAUUUAGGAAAUACAAAUUAGAGUAGUGAUGAUGAUGAUGACAUUAUCUGAGCAGUCUCCCUAGUGGACAUCACCACAUCACCAUCACCGUGAGGAGGAAUUCUCAAUAAGGAAAAAAAAAAAACAAGUUUUUGCAGAAAUAUUCAGUUCAACCAUUUUCGGAUCGACCUUUUUGUCUGAAUAUGUUCCCACAAACAUGGACUGGUUUAUUUGACUCUUUACAGGGAUUAGUAGGUUUUGACUGCUUUAAAAUCCACCAGGAGUAUUCAGAUGCAGACCAAAGCACUCUUCAUCUGUGAUAGUCGGUUAGUGAUAGUCUGAGCUGUUGACCCUCAUUUUGUCAGAUUGAGACUUUGUCAGGUAUGUUGUUGUUUUUCAUUUGAGUCAUAGUACAGGAAGCAACAUAAGAGCUCUAACUUUGCAGAUGGUGAACUUUGACAAAUGUAGUCUUAUUUUGAACUUCACUGAGGAAGUAGACCAACCACGGGUUACUUGUCUUAUGAUAAGAUGGUGAUGAUGUACUACGACAAACAUAGUCCUGCUCGAUGAACUGCUCCUUCUAUUUUGCACAAGUUCUUCGAUCUUUAUUUGUUUUUUACCCGGUGUGUGUGAAUGUGUGUGUUGCGUGUACUGCUGCUGUCAACAAUUAUAAUUUCCCCACUGAGAGAUGAAUAAACUAAUAUCUAAUCUAAUCUAAUCUAAUCUAAUCUAAUUUUGUUUUCUGUCCCUCACUGCAGGAGUGGAAAGUGACCAGGCUGACGUUUGAAUACGACCCGGAGCCUUAUGGGAAGGAGAGGGAUGGGGCCAUCAUCAAGAUGGCGCAAGAGUUUGGAGUGGAGACCGUUGUCAGAAAUUCACACACCCUCUACAACCUAGACAGGUGUGUAACAAGCACUGACACACACACACACUAAAAAGUCUUUAUUAUUCUGGCAUAGGAAUAGUAGUAGAAGUAUAUUUAUAUUUAUUCUAAAGUGUUACUGUCUAUAGUUUCUUAUUGCUCAGUGGAGGGCAUGUGCUGCAAAAGAGGCUUUAAAAACAACUUGUUGGCAUUUUGUUGUGUUUGUCGUCGUACGGUUUUGGGAAUGCUGUCUCUACAGAAAAAAUGACAAUAAUGUGUCUCGACCUGUACACCAGUCACUCAUUUGAGCUGACACUUUUCCUAACAUUGUAAAACAAAUAAAUAAAUUAGUGGUACUUAAUCUCUGUCAGAGAAGCCCUGCAGUAGACUAAACCAAACAGGUCAACUUUAUGAAAAUCACUCAAAGGCCAUCGAAGGCUGUCAAAAUCCUUGUCUGUUUAUUUUGAGUUUAAAGAAUGAAUCGCACGAAUGAAUGGCCUUGGCAGCCAAAGCUCAAGCUUCUGUGUUGUGUUCCCUCUGUUUGUCUUUCCUCGAUAACACGGCAUGUGGAAAAAUAGUUGGUCUAAAUGUGCAUGUGGCAGAGCACGGUCAUAAUCUCGCUAUAAAAGAUUGUUGUUGUGUGAUGAAAACAACACUGAAGUAAGCAUCAAGCUCCUGUGAGGAAUUUUGGGUUUGUGAAAACUUAAGCCUUCUGUGGGCAAAACAGUCUUUGUACUUCCUUGAGUAGAACAGCAAGCUGAAAAUCCUCAUCCUGAUGACUUGUGAUGGUUGAAGAAAUCACUUGUUGUGAAUUUAUCUGGUGUAAAUAAAAAAAAAAAAACCUAUUUUCUGUAGCUGCUUAGAGAAGCCUACCCUCUUGCACUGAAUUGAGACAUGAAAACUGACAGUAUAAAACAGUCAGUUUUGUCACCUAAUAGACUUUUUUUUUUUUUUUUAACCUUUUAGAGGCAUUGUACUUCUGCACUGUGCUCAAUGAAAUAAGCAAAUCAAAAUAAUUUUAAAAACAUUUACUGUAAAUUUGAUAUAUUUUGUGUUAUUCAGAAUAAUUUGAUGGCAAAAUAUGUCCAAUUUAUUAAAAACUGCCGUACAUGUUCAAUACUUCCAUCAAUGGCAGAUUUGUAACCUGUGAAAAAACUUUGGAUCGAUUUGUAGUCGAUGCAGAGAAUUUAAAAAAGCUUCAAAAAUAACAUGACAGGCCCAGAAAUAAAUGCUGGACCAAUAAAUGUGCAAGGUUUCAUGAGAACAGGAACAGCUGUCAGUUUGUGAGUUUUUCUGUCAUUUCUAAAAGUCAUCUAUAAUCCGCCUCAAACAAGAAGCUGUUAUAAAACCUGAAUGCCUUCAUAGAAGAUCUGGCACAGCAGAGCCCUCUGGUGGUCGUGUCAUGUUACUGCGGGUCACACCCCUGUCCAUGUGCUGGAAUAGGCAGGCGAAAUGAGUAAGAGUGGAAGGAGUGCCAGAGGACUUUCCCUGUAUACAGCCCUCAGUGUACUGCCUUCUAUACAGAGGGCACUCUGACUGACACAGCAUUACGGCACCACAUUACACAAACAGGCUCGCAAUAUUCCAAUAUAUUAUGUAAGAAUACUGAAUGAGUGGACGAGACAGCAGAGGGGAGCUUAGCUGUGUGUGUGCAUGCUCUGCUGCAGGGUUUAUAUUGGUGGUGGUGAACAUGUGCUCAGCUUACCAUGCUAAGACAUAGUUGCCGCAGUCAGUUGACCAAUGGGAUACUUUGCUUUUUGCAAAUCCACCAACCAAAGAACCAGAGCAGCCUCCCAGAUACAGACAAGUUGUAUAAGAUAAAAACUAUAAAUACAGAGCUGCGCUGUCACCUGCACCGUCUAAUAAGGAGCAGUGCAGGUUGAAAUGUGUUUCUUUAAAAAUGGUUUGCUAUCAGUUUGGAGGUAUUUCACAUGUUUAAGCAGGUUCAGCUGGAGUAGGUUUGCGGAUAUAAGCCUGACUGUUUACUCUGCAGUCUUACCUUUUUAUCUUAGCUGGUAAUCUUUAGAUAUUGAGGGAAAGUAUUGAUGUUAAUCCUGAGUUCUUGCUAAUGAUCUCAGGACCCUUUUACGUGUGAGUCAAAGUCAUUUGCUGUGCUUGCAGGGCUGAAGGGGCUUUGUGGUGGACUUUGAAAAUACUAAAAUCAAUAACCCAAAUUCAUGAAUGAAAGCAAAACCCAAGAGGAGGACAUAAUGAGCAGAUGAUAAUCUUCCUGUUUGAAGUAACACAAAGUUUUUUGUUGCAAGUUCUAUUUCUUCAGUUGUGUUACCCUCAAAAACUCUCAUCCAUUUUUGGUUUUCUAUUUGAAAAUUAACACUUUUGCAUGAAGAAUAACUUGUACACCCGGCCUUUGAAGGGGAUAGGUUUUUAUUUAGUAGUGAGGUUGUAUGAGGUCCUUGUCGAUACUAAGUGGAUCACCCACAGGGGAUCUUGAUCAGCUUGGCUCCUUUGUUGAGAACCUGCCAGAGGAGCAGCAUGGGAGCCAAGCUAUCAACCACUACAGACGGGAUCAACCCGACCACAUGAUUCAGCUCAUUUAAAGGAACUCCAACCCAAACAGAUUACAAACCCAAUUCUUUAAAAGUUGGGACAUUAUAUAAAAUGUUCCUCGAAACAGAUUCUGAUGGUUUGCAAACUAUUCAAGGCCUUUAUUUGUUCUAAAUUGGUACAAAGACAACAUAUGACAUGUUUUAAAAUGAUUGAUUUAUUUAUUUUUGCAGUGCACUUACCAGCUGUUUAGGAGUCUGGUGUCUGAGGCCACUUAGAGACAGAAUCUAGAUGAUUAGCGAACAUCAAACCACAGCUGUACCGUCAUGUUUAUGAUGUUUUCGUUUUUCAAAGACGUUCUUCACAAUAGGCUGCUGUGUGUAACAUAAAAGUGUUGGCUUGGUUCAAGUUUACGAUAUAAACAGGGCAGCUGAGGAGCUUAUCAAACAGACACUGUUCUUUACACUGCCUGUUUUAUGGCAGAUGAUUUUCUAAGAAGCUCUUUGACCUUGUUUUUCUAAACAAGUUGUGCUCUUGUUCGUUUUUUAUGUCUUGACUGACUAAGUAGUCACUGCUGGUUGCAUGCAUAUCAUUACCUUUUAAAUGUCUCACCCCUGUCCCACACAUCCUGUCGUCUAAUCUUAAACAGCCAUCAGAUCUAGAUUGACAGAUUUUGCUGCUUGCUUAAAGGUGGGAGAUGCUCUUCCCUUAUUCCACCUUUUUGUGUCUUUGACAGAGAGCAGAGGUGGAAGGAAGCAGCCACAUUUUCAAGGUUACAUAAAAGGCAUCUGACAGAGCACUGUAGAUUAAUAAAAAUGUCCUGUUAAAAAAUAAGAGAGGUCGGGUAAAGAGCAGCACUUUGAGAGAAGGACAGUCAUCUCUAAAUCAAUCCACCAAAUGGUUUUAGAGCCCUUUUUAAUCUAAAGCACUAAUGACAACCUCAGGAAAGACAUGAGAUCAAAAAUGUAGUCAGGAUUCAUCCUCUGGUGACCACGAAUUUCCAUCUCCAUCAGACAAACACAUUAAGUGUUGUUAAAAAGACAGGUAAUUGAAGUUUAGCGCAUAUAUAUAUAUAUAUAUAUAUAUAUAUAUAUAUAUAUAUAUACUGCAUCCAUGUUUGUGUUUACUGUUGUUCAUGAUCCAUGCUGAUGCUGAUUCUCUCUUUUCUUUCUUGAUCACAGGAUAAUAGAGAUGAACAACAACAGUCCUCCUCUGACCUUUAAGCGCUUUCAGACCAUAGUGAGCAGACUGGAGUUGCCCAGGAGACCUUUGCCUCCCAUCAACCAGCAGCAGAUGGACAAAUGUAGUACGAAGAUAGCUGACAACCAUGACCAGCUAUAUAGUAUACCUUCACUGGAAGAACUAGGUAACGUGACUUUUUUGGUUUUUAGACUUUUUUUUUUUAAUCCAACAUUUCUAAAACUCCUAAAAGUAAUAGGAAGUGCAGCAUCUUUUUUUUUCGUUUUGUUGUUCAGAUUUAGUGAGUGACAUCGAAGAGCAGAUGUGGUUAGAUUCAUGAGCUACAGUCUGAUUUUACUCGUAUUUCAACACUACUGCAUGUAACAAGUGUCUCGCAAAGAACCCAAAACACCAAAUCCAGGACUAAAAAUCUGUCACUUUUAAGUGGAUGUCCCUUGAUCUUUAUGUAGCUUAAUGCAGCUGCCGCCACCUGAAGGGAUAUACUUGACAAUUCAAAAAAAGUGUCAACAAUAAUAGUUCUGCAGUUCAAAGACUCUAAAUGUACACUUAAACAGGUGAUAAGGCCACUUCAGGUGGGAAAUGCUGCUGUUUAUUUGACCUUGUCUCUGUGUGACUGUGUGUGCAGGUUUCAGGACGGAGGGUUUAGCUCCUGCUGUCUGGCAUGGAGGAGAGUCAGAGGCCUUAGACAGACUCAACAAGCAUCUGGAUAAAAAGGUAAGAUGAUUGUAACUUAUUUCUGGUUUGAGCAACGAUAAUGAAAGUUAUUAUCGCUCCUUAAAGUUUUGUGGCUGUCUCAAUUUCCUGUGUCACUCUGUUGCUUUAAGUUUUUAUGCUAUUCGUUGUUUGUUUGUUUUUUUAUGUGUAAGUAUUACUGAUGAGAGAGAGAGAGAGUGUAUUUGCACAGUACAGUGCUGUGUUUUUGGAUAACAACAGCUUACAUGUAGCGUGUAAGGCUAUGCUGAGUUUUUGUCAACAGAGAACAGAUGUUUAAAUUAAGAAAGUGAAAUCAUUCAACCCAAGGACUGUCAGUUCACUGCUAUUAAUAACAAAAGCAGUAAUUUUUUCAAUGUCUCUCAGAUAAUCACCAAUUCCCUCUCUGUGUGUGUGUGUGUGUAGGUAUGGGUGGCCAACUUAGAGCACCCACAGGGGAAGAUGUGCUCACUUUACGCCAGUCCUACCGGCCUCAGCCCUUACCUGCGCUUCGGCUGCCUGUCCUGCAGAGUUCUGUACUACAACCUCAGGGAGCUCUACAUGAAGGUACUGCUCUAGCUAGUCUCACUGUAAAUCCCACAAACAGUCAUUUUUAACGUUAUGAAUCACAGCGCUCCUCUCUUUCUCUGCCCUACUUUUCCAUCAGCUGCGGAAGCGCUGCAGUCCUCCCCUGUCGCUGUUCGGCCAAUUGUUAUGGAGAGAGUUCUUCUACACGGCUGCCACCAACAACCCCAACUUUGACCGCAUGGAGGGAAACCCAAUAUGUGUACAGGUGAGACAAAAGGCCAAUCAAUACUCCGUGUCCUAGUAUAAUAACCAUAAAAACUUGUUUUACCUGAUCUUCUAAUCCUCUGUGUUUUCCCUGUCACACAUAGAUCCCAUGGGACCAGAACCCAGAGGCGCUUGCCAAGUGGGCUGAGGGCCGAACUGGUUUCCCCUGGAUUGACGCUAUAAUGACCCAGCUGAGGCAGGAGGGCUGGAUCCACCAUCUGGCCCGACACUCCGUGGCCUGUUUCCUCACCAGGGGGGACCUGUGGAUCAGCUGGGAGAGCGGCAUGAAGGUUCAUUCAUCAGUUUCUCAAGUUUUCUUUGCUCCACUUUGACCGAGCCAACUACGUCUCUUGGCAUUUCAACUGUCCAGUGCACUGAUGGCGGUCAUUUUGUGUUUUUCUGUGGGUUUGUGCAGGUGUUUGAGGAGCUGCUGCUGGAUGCAGACUGGAGUGUAAACGCUGGCAGCUGGAUGUGGCUGUCGUGCAGUGCCUUCUUCCAGCAGUUCUUCCACUGCUACUGUCCGGUUGGUUUUGGAAGGAGAACAGAUCCAUCAGGAGACUACAUCAGGUAGACUUUAUACUGGAACUCCCACCACACUACAUUAGUUCUUGUAGAAUAAGAAUAAGAAGAACUUUAUUUAUCCCCAAAGGGAAAUUCAAUAGUUCAAAAUUCAUAAAGUCAAUAUUUGCAAGAUAAAGGAUGUGUCCUCAAUGUCUACUCUGACUGUGUGAGUCUUCAGGAAAGCAGAUUUGGGUUCUAAAGGUUUGAUCUUAUGUGUAUUUAUCCCUCAGGCGUUACAUCCCCAUCUUGAAGGACUACCCAAACCGGUACAUCUAUGAGCCCUGGAACGCCCCAGAGUCUGUCCAGAAGGCUGCAAACUGUGUGGUGGGAGUGGACUACCCCAAACCUAUGAUCAACCACGCAGAGGGCAGCAGGCUCAACAUUGAGAGAAUGAAACAAGUUUACCAGCAGCUGUCACAUUACAGAGGACUCAGUAAGUCUACAACACCUCAACAUAGUUACUCACGUUUUAAUGGGGCACAGGAAACACGGGUCAUCUGAAGUUUGACCUAACGACAGACUCUUGGAUAAAUAAAAAUCUAACAGGGCCUGAACACGCCCUGCAGGACAGGAAAGUCACUGUAAAUGAUUGUAGGAGCACACAGUCGUAGGGUCGUGAACCUUUAUUUAAGGUUUCAGAUGAUAUCUUGAUUAUAUCAUCUCUAACUGGAUCAUCAGUCUUGUCUUUAGUAAUUAGCCUUAACCUACAACAGUUCUAACCUCGAGGGCUCUGCUGACCCUAAAAACCAUUUCUAAGUUCUGUGUGUCUCUGUUGGAAGUAAACAAGGGUAAAGGCUUAGAGCUUCUAGGCCUAAGGAGAGGAAGUUAAAGAGACAACCGAGACUUUUAUAAAAAAAAUACUCUAAAUAAAAAUUCAUCAACAAAACAGUUGUAUUGCCCAGCCCUACCACUAAGCAAGGUUAGUGGGUGAACUGGGUCUGUUAGACCUAGAGCCAGUUUUCAGUGCUAUGAGUCAGACUCUUCUUUAACUGGGUGAGUAAAGCACACUCAAUCCUUGACCUGAUCUGGUCUAGGUUUUGUUCAGAUUACAGUUUGAAAUGGGCUGUGAAGAGCUGUGAUUUUCAUCGAUGGUGUAUUUUAUUAGUCAUCAGUAUAUGAGGAUUUUUGGCAGCGCGUUGUCAGGAUUUUGAUUACACAGAAUAAAACCGUGCUGUUACAGUGACACAUACUGUAACCUUCUCUUGGCAGAGGGACGUAAAUGUAUUUCAUUUAGUUUAAUUUAAUCCAGUGAUUAAUGCAUUAGUCAUCAAACCCCCUUUAGUCUCCUCCCUCUAUUUUUCCUUGUUUGCUUCAUGUAAAAUCCACUUUGAAUUUCAUCAAAUCAUCUGUACAGUAAAAGAAUAACGGUUAAGCGUCUUUUCUUUUUCAGGUCAUAUAAACUUUAAAAAGGUGUUUCUACACAGAACAAUCAUGUAAACUCAGCAGUUGCUACAAUAUUUAUCCUCCUCAAGGCGUCUCUAACCCAGGCACUCUUGUGCUCUUCAGACGUUUUAAGUAAUUUUAAUCAUACAUUCUGAAUAAAAGAGGAGAAGUCAGAAAGUGGAAAGUCUGUUGAAGUGCUAAAAGCUGAGAUUAAAGAUAAUCUGUUAAAUGUGUUUGUGUCUGUGUGUGUGUCUCUCAGGUCUUCUUGCAUCUGUACCAACGAUUCAAGAGGAGGCGGAGCCUCCAAUGACAGAUGAAUCACAGACCAGCAGUGGUCCUGGUAAGACUAAAACACAGACACAAAACUGUUUGUUUACUAUUUAUUUAUUUUCCAGCCAGAUCUUCAUACUUCAUACGGGAUAUUUCUCUGAUGGGUUUAUCACUGUGUAACAUUCUCCCUCUUUUACAGACUCUCCUCCCAGAGGUCCUGCUGACAAUGAAGCAGCCUGCUGCUCUGCAGCUCCAGAUUCCUCCACCGUCGCCCUACAUGAAGAGCCGGAGGAGGACACAGAGGACCAGACUCACUGCACCUCCUCGGUCUCACACACUCACCCUCCUGCAGCCAUAACAUCUACGUCUAACAGCCACCCUCAAUCCACAGCAACUCCCUCCUCUCCAGCCCAGAGCUCUCUGUCCAGGUCAAAACCCUCCUCCCCUUCCUCUUCAUGUCCCUCCUUAUCCCCAUCCCUCAGUCCAGCAACAACCCCGACUCAGACCCCCUUUUCCCUGGGGCCAAAGCGAAAAGGCCUCGCCCGUAAAGUCAGGCGCAGCCAGAGGCAACGAGGACGGCAGAGCAGCACGUCAGCAGCCAGGGAGGGUGAGAGGAGGUCAGAGGAGGAGAGGAUGGAGGAGGACGUAGAGCAGGAGGAGGAGAGAAUGGAGGAGGAGACUUGUGGAGAGACAGCAGGACAUCAGCAGUGAUAAAAGGUAUAACAUACAGUAACUUUGUUUACAGUCUAGCAAACUGUAAAAAUGUGGUCAGCAUUCUCAAGCAUCUUUUUGUUCAAAACAAAAAUUUUGAUGGACUUUUUGCCACGUAGUCUGUUGAAGGGGAUUAUUUGGUGCUCUGAGCUAGAGUUUGCCUAUAUGAUAGCUCACAUGCAACUAAAGCAGCAUGCCAGCUUGGUCUGCAGGUUCCCAGGAUGGCCUCCAUCACCUUUUAUCCAGAUUAGAAAUGUACACAUAUUUGAAAUGUAUUGUGAAGCCAGGUGUUUAUCUCCGGCCAUAAAUGACACUUGACUAUCAGAGAACUUUCCAUUUAAUAAAUAGCUUUCCUGUUUUCUGCAUUUUCAGGUUCAAAGACAUAAUCUUCAAGCAUCCAUCCCCAAACAACUGGACUCACACAGAGAAACAACAGGUCCCUGGAUAUUUAAACAACAUGAAUAUACUGUUCAUGGAAAAAAAAAUAUUAGAACACCCUUGUUUUCUUCAAAUUUUCGUUCAUUUUAAUGCCUGAUACCACAAAAGGUGCAUUACCGAAGAACACAGUGAACGUGACUAAAAAUGCAGCUGAUUCCAUAAUAUUUUAUGUCCCAUUUGGCACGCUCAAGCUUAACGUGUUCCCAGGGUAUAUAAGAGGCCAUUUAAUGUCAUGUGCAGCACUGCACAUGCAAAGGCUUAGAUAGCACAGCUCAGAAGUUGUCAGCUAUAACAUAAUGCUUAAAAUAAAAGAGGUGGGUGAAGCCACAAAGGCAGCCAUCUUGGCAUAAGAGGGAGACAAGUAGCCAAAAAAAAAACUAAAGAUCUCCAAGACAGCUGUUCAUUACACAAAGAAAAAUCAAGCCAAACAAAAAGCAGAGGAAGUCCUGGUUACUCUUUGCUCGGGAUCACAAGAAUUGGACUGUUGAUGAUUGGGCUAAGGUUCUCUUCAGUGAUGAAUUCAAUUUUGAGUCGAUGUACACUCUAGCCAACUCACCGGUUAGGGGGAGGCCUGGAGAAGCCUACAAACCAGACGGUCUUGCCCAUACAGUAAAGUAUGGGGGUGGACCGUUGAUGAUCCGGGGCUGUUUCAGUAUGGGUAGAACAGGGCAAAUGCAAAUGAAGCAGGUCACGUACAGAGCUACUCUUGAAAACGGUCCUCUUCCAUCAGCUGAGAAACUCUGUCCUGGUUUGAAUGACUGGAUUUUCCAACAAGACAAUGCGCCUUGCCACACGGCAAGGUCAAUUAAAGCCUGGAUGGAGAACCAAAACAUUCGAACCAUGCCUUGGCCUGCUCAAUCACCAGAUCUAAAUCCAAUUGAAAACCUGUGGAACAUCAUCAAACUCAAAAUAGAGAUCCACAGGCCCAAAAACAAAGCAGAUUUGUUUGAAAUUUUGCUACAGGAAUGGGCUGCUGUGACAGCAAAACAAUGUCAGAAGAACAACCAUUAAAAAUAAUGGUUAUCAAAUCAAGUACUAACUCCUGUGUGUAUCAUGUGACCAACAAACAGAGGAGAAAACAUGGAAUGACUAAAAGCUUUAGCUAUUGAUGGAAGAACUCCAGUGAUUUUGGUUAUUAUCAAGAAAACCACAGAAAAUAGCUCAAUAUCAGCUCUUAAAUUACACUCUUAUGAGCUACUUUUGUCUUUAUCAUUAUAUUUGUCCAAACAAAUGUACCUUUUAGUUGUACCAGGCAUUACAAUGAACAAGAAAUUGAUUAAACAAGGGUGGUUUAAAAUUUCUUUCCACGACUGUAUAUGAAUAGCAUGCACACAACAAAAGGGGAAGUCAUACAAAAACGUUGUACCCAUUUUCAUCCAGUCACUUGAAACAUGGAAUUACUGUCUGGGAAAGCAUUUUAAUCAGAGUCACUCCUUCAAAACACAGAAUUACUGUAAAUGACUCAAAACUACUCCUCAUGUGGAGAGACAGAGGAGGUCAUUAUCCUUUCAACUAUUAUGGAUAAGAGAUCUUCACUUGUACAGUUCCAUAUGGCUGCUUGAGCACAACAUUGAACCCGUACAACGAACUGUCAGUGGCAGUACCUCUCACCAAUCCUCUUGAAUGUCCUCUCCUUAGAAAUAAGGUAGCGCAGGAGUCUGAAUGUCAGCUGUUGAAACACCGUCCUGUCUCCGCAACAUCUCUCUGUAUGCUCAGCUGCUAAAUGUAGAAAAGAUAACUCUGGGUUAUUUCAUAGAGACGCACAUUCGGACAGUUUGCAGUAAUGAUUGCACACACAAGUUGAGCUUCUAAGAUUGAAUAGGUUUGGAUGGUUCAAAUCCAAGUCCUGAAAAGAAAAACACAGACUACUCUUUGUAUUCGGAGGACAGCUGUAAACCUUCUACAGCUUCAGACAGAUUAACUGACUUCACUUUAAUGUCGAGACUCCCUGCGUUGUUCAAUUGUGUACACUUGUGGCCUGCUUUAGGAGGCAUUCAUUUCUACUCUGGUUAGAAAACUGUUAUGAUGUCUGACUGUAUAAAAAAAAAAAAAAAAAGGAAAAAAAAAAAACCAAGAAGCCACUUUUUGGCGUAAGGGAUGAAGCGGGUAUUUCUGUUCAUGUGGCCCUGAUAACAUGGAACCACAUCCCAAAAAAUACAAAUACACUAAAAAAAUUAUUUAAACUCCACAUUUUAAUAUGUAAAUGAAUGUUUUGGAAAUAUCUGAUAUUUUUGCUAGCAGAAAUGAACAUGUUAAUUAGUGGACAAAAUAACAUUUUUAUAUUCUGCCUCCCCAAGUCGUGAAUUCCCUGUCUGUUUUAGAGGGUCACUUUGAGAGUACAGCAAAUUGCUGGUUGAAUCUGUAAAUUUUCAAAGAAAGGCCAUGGUGAGACCUUCUGUGUGAACAGCUUUAAUAAGAAAACAAAACACACAAGUUUCUUUUCAUUUGCUGGAGUUUUUACUGGCAAUUGUCAAUACCUCUUGUGUAAAAUGAAUGUAGAGGAAUAAAAACUAGUGUUGUUCUCCCCAUAUAUUUAUCAGUUUGUAUAUAAAAUAUGUUAAACAUGUCUGUUUUACUAACUCUGACAUGGGGGGUUUCACAAAGGUGACCUCUUGGUCUGCCUGGAGGUUUACUUCAAGUGUCCACUAGAGGGUGACAGAUGCAGUAGAUUCAGCACAUGGUCAGUGAAUUGUUGGCUGUAAUAAUAUCUAAAACGUCUGAUUUUCUCAUUAAACAAAAACAAAAAAAGGAUUUUAAGUGCUUAAUGUCUUUCAAGGCUAGAUGUAUACAUUGUUCCCCUGUUUAAAUCGGCUGUCAGUACUCCUGAAAAUAUAACAGUACAGUCCCUAUUCAGUCAAAGUUGGGACACUGAAUUAUGUUGAUAAAAGUUUGCAAAUGAUUUAAAACCAAAGUUUAACCUAAAAUAGUAGACAAUCGUGAUUUUGAAAAAGAAAAUUUAACUUCUUUUACUUUUUUCCCAAAAAAAGUUUGCUUAUCUUUAUUUCUUCAAUAGGUUUCAAUAAUGUUCAGACAGGCAACGCUAAAGAAACACCAGAAUUAACUUCCCUCUGAUGCAUUUGCAACAGGUUAAAGACUGAAUGUAAACAAAGGAAUCAGCACAGUGUGCCAAUAUUUUUGGAAUUGGGGUUGUAAUUAGUCUAGAGUCUGGGCCUGAACUUCAGUCUAAAAAUAGAUCAAAAUCGAUUCAACAGGGUAAGGUGACUUCUGUGAGAACCACACAUUAUUUUUCAUUGGGAGAAUUUUCUGAUUGUAUCAGAUGUUCUUUUUUUUUUUUUUCAAGCGACAAUCAGUGUGGCUGUCAUCCUCACUACUUUUUCAACUUUUCCUGACCCCUGUGCAGAAUUAGCAAGCCAUACAGUAGCAGGUGGACUUUGUGAAACCCCCCUGUGCUUCACCUGGAUAACGCAAAGUUUUCCCCUGAAAGGGAUCAAAGAAUGUCAAGAGACAGCACUCGCAGCCUGUGCAGACGAUGUACUGUUGGUGUUUGAGACAGUUGUGCACUGUGAGCCACUUCAAUCCUCAAGAGUAAAAGGACUGAUCAGCUUGCGCAUGCUCUCUCAACUAGCCUAACUGUAGGUAUGAAAAAAGCUCACAGUUCCCACCUAUCCUGAAUGCAACGCCGGCUCUGAUCCUGUGUUUUGCUGCACAUUCCAACGAACAACAGUACAACGCUCUGCAGGACUGGAGGCAUGUCUGAGAAUUGUGGGCUAAAUGGAUAUUUAUUUGUUUUGUAUUGUACAAAAAGAGUUUAUUUUCAUUAAAACCGCUGAAGGAAUUGUGAUCAAAAAGAAA